AGCCUACCCGAGUCGCGACUGAAUCCCGCACCAGACGACUAUGCAGCGCCAAGCUUCGCUGAUAAAGCCGAGCUGACAAUCUAUGCCGGCCGCGGCGGCAACGGCUGCGUCUCCUUCCAGCGAGAAGCCUUCCUUCCCGACGGCCCUCCCAAUGGCGGCGACGGAGGCAUAGGAGGCAAUGUCUAUAUCCAGGCCGCACACGGCGAGACUUCGUUGCAUAAACUCGCCCGAAGGCGCUUCAUCCGUGCUGGACGCGGAAGGCACGGGCAGGGCAGUGGGAAAGGCGGCAUGCGAGGCGAAGACGUCGUCAUCACCGUCCCCGUCGGCACGAUUGUGCAAGAGAUUGAGCGCCAUGACCCAGCUGCCGAGGAAGAGAUUGCUCUGAGGGCGUACCAGGCGCUGAAGAAGCAGAGGAGACGCGAGCUCUUGGCCCAGCAACAGCGCGAGCGAGAAGCCGAGCGAGAAGCAGAGCAAGACGCUGAGCUAGAAGAUGAGCUAGAGGCCGAAGAGGAUGCUUUAGACGAAAGACGUCGAAAGAAGAACAGCCCCGAGGACGACUACGAUCCAGACGCUGAUAACCCCGAGCGCGAGAAGUGGCUUCUCUACCCCGGCAUGUCCAAGAGCGAGAUGAAGUCCGCAGAGUUCCCCAAGCUGCCCAAGCGGACUCGCUUCUUCCAGCAGCCUCCCCCGCCAAUCUAUCUCGACCUCUCUAGACCGACACCGACGCCCAUUCUGCUGGCCGUAGGCGGCAUCAAUGGCCUCGGAAACCCCCACUUCACGUCGAGAAACCACCCGCGACCCGUCUUCGCCACCAAGGGCGAGGAAGCCGUCACCAUGAAAAUCUCCCUCGAACUCAAGCUCCUGGCCGACGUGGGCCUCGUGGGACUUCCCAACGCCGGCAAGAGCACUCUCUUGCGAGCUCUCACAAACAGCCGCGCGCGGGUCGGCAACUGGGCCUUUACCACGCUGCAGCCCAACAUCGGCACCGUAGUCCUAGACAAAUACUCUGGCCGCCCCAACGUCAAAGCCCGCCGCCACCGCUACCCGUCGUCCUCUCCAGAUGCCACCAGCACCGAUGAUUCUACCCUGGGCGAUCCGCGAACCCGCUUCACCGUUGCCGACAUCCCAGGUCUCAUCGAGGGAGCCCAUCUCGACCGCGGCCUCGGCAUAGCCUUCCUCCGCCACGUCGAGCGCGCCGGUGUCCUCGCCUUCGUCAUCGACCUCAGCGCCGGCAGCGCCGUCGCCGCCCUGAAGGCCCUCUGGCGCGAAGUCGGCCUCUACGCCGAGAUGCGCCAGGAGGAAGAGCGCUCGCGCGAGUUCGAGGCCCGCGUCGACUGGGACCUCGUCUCGCAGGCGUCGCGCGGGCCGAUCAAUCUCAUGGGCGCCUCGUACGGCACGCCGCUACCCAUGCAAGAGGCGCAAUCCAGGACCCCGACGCUGCACAUUGCGGGCAAGCCGUGGUACGUAGUCGCCACCAAGGCCGAUCUGCCGGAGACGAGGGAGAACUUCAAGGAGCUGGAGAGGUAUCUUGAGGAUGUUACGGAAGGGAGGGAGCAGCAUCCGAGUGGUGUCGAGGGCGCCUGGACCAAGAGCUGUGCGGCGAUUCCUGUGAGUGCGAUC
Messenger RNA from Trichoderma reesei QM6a, 1620 nucleotides. Its product is annotated as GTP binding protein. The record is from RefSeq and is a predicted model, not a curated record. The annotation marks the transcript as partial. Gene Ontology annotation, molecular function: GTPase activity; GTP binding. The transcript has a single exon. NCBI's taxonomy places the organism in Eukaryota, Fungi, Ascomycota, Sordariomycetes, Hypocreales, Hypocreaceae. Gene Ontology annotation, cellular component: mitochondrion.